Molecule: messenger RNA, 4346 nt
Organism: Siniperca chuatsi (mandarin fish)
Lineage: Eukaryota; Metazoa; Chordata; Actinopteri; Centrarchiformes; Sinipercidae
Gene: rhpn2
Product: rhophilin, Rho GTPase binding protein 2
Exons: 15
Coding region: 159-2219 (686 amino acids)
Biological process (GO): signal transduction; negative regulation of stress fiber assembly
Molecular function (GO): protein binding
Source: RefSeq, a predicted model, not a curated record
GUCCCUGGCUGCGCUGAGAGAAGUCAGAGCAGACGCGUUGUUGGAGGAGAAAGGAUACUCACCUGUUGAACGGCGGCAGCGGUCUGGUUUAAAGCCAUUUAAAAAAAAAAAAAUUCACUUGUGUUUGCUCUGAGAUUCUCAGAGUCUGAGCCCUCAGCAUGACGGACACUCUUUUACCAAACGGCAUCAAAGACAGCGGAGGGGACAGCGGUUAUUUCCGAAAGGGUUGUAACCCGUUCUCCCAGACUGGACGAAGCAAACUGCAGAAUAAGCGAGCCAGUCUGAACCAGCAGAUCAUCAAACAGAUGAGGAUGAGGGCUGGAGCUGAGAACCUGCUGAAGGCUACAUCUAACAACAAGGUUAAAGAGAUGGUUCUUUUGGAGUUGAGCUAUGUCAACUCCAACCUGCAGCUACUGAUGGGACAGCUGGAAGGACUCAACAGCUCAGUGGAGGUCUACCAGAACACCCAUGAAACCGCCAACAUCCCCCUCAUUGCUCUGGGUCUGAAGGAGACAAAAGAAGUUGACUUCUCUACUCUAUUCAAGGACUUCAUCUUGGAGCACUACAGUGAAGACGGGAACAGUUAUGAAGACGAGAUUGCUGACCUGAUGGACCUGCGACAGGCUUGCAGAACGCCAAGUCGAAACGAGGCCGGGGUGGACCUGCUGUCAAAAUACUUCAGCCAUCUUCCUCUGAUGGAGAGCCGAUUCUUCUCCCCAACCCACCAGACUGGCAUCUUCUUCACCUGGUACGACUCCUUCACAGGAGUGCCAGUAUGCCAACAGAACCUGUCACUGGAGAAGGCUAGCAUCCUCUUCAACAUGGCCGCCCUCUACUCUCAGAUCGGUACCCGUAGUGACCGACAGACAAUAGCCGGCCUGGAGGUGGCCAUCUCUUCCUUCCAGAAAGCUGCAGGCAUCCUGAACCACCUGAAGGAGACCUUCACCCACACUCCCAGCUAUGACAUGAGUCCAGCCAUGCUCAGUAUGUUGAUUCGAAUGAUGCUUGCUCAGGCUCAGGAGUGUUUGUUUGAGAAGACUGCACUGCCUGGGAUCCGAAACCAGUUCUAUUCCCUGAUGAAAAUGGCCCAGGAGGCUGCAAAGGUCUCAGAAAUCUACGACCAAGUCCACCAGUCCAUGAUCCAGACGCCAGUUAAAGACAAUGUCCCGUUCUUCUGGUCCACCAUGUCGCAAGUCAAAACCAACCACUACCGCUCCAUGGCACACUACUUUGUAGCCUCAGCGCUGUUGGACCACCAAUUGGGUCCCAGUGACGAUGAGGACCAGCAGGAGAAGACUUUGUCACAGGUCUAUGAUCGCCUUCCUGAGGGAGGCUCUCCUCUAGACAUCCUGAAAAGGAAAGAUGAACGUGAACGCAUUGGUAAAGCACACAUUCGGCGGGCCAUCCUGGGACAUGAGGAGGCUCUGAGGAUCUACGGUUUGUGCCACCACUUGAACAAGCUGGAUGUCCUGCAGGACAUUUUAAAAGCCAGUCACCAGCGCUCGCUCAACAAGUACAGUGAAAGUGAAAAUGAAGACGAGUUCACUGACUACACGGAAGCCCCAGACAUCAUUUCUAAAACAGAGCACAAAGCAGAGAUGGAGGUUCCUGCAACCACAAAGGUGAAAGUCACCGACUUCUUCCAGAGGCUGGGCCCCCUGUCAGUCUUCUCAGCCAAGCAGCGGUGGACAGCCCCACGGACAAUACGACUUCACCCAGAAGACAGAGACCUGGGCUUCACCCUGAAAGGAGAAACGCCAGUCCAGGUGGUUUCGUUGGACCCCCUUUGCCCAGCUGCUGCUGAGGGUCUGAAAGAGGGUGACUACAUUGUUGCCGUGGGCAAGGCAGACUGCAAAUGGAUGGGCGUGAGUGAGGUGAUGCGGCUGCUGAAGGACGUGAACGAGGAAGGGAUUGACAUCCAGGUGGUCAGCAUGAUGGACAGCAACCCUCCAAUGCCUACCAAGAGUGCCACCUUCUGCGGAAACCUUCCUAAGACCUACUCCAUGAUUUGUCUGGCCUAUGAUGACGACGACAAGAACCCCAAGUCCCGCAAAGUAACCAAGAAGUCCUCCUUCAUCAGCUGGGGUCUGAAGAACAAGCUGAAGAGCGCCAGCACCCUCAGCCUUCCCACAGCUGACCACUCCGGCGCCCAUCCGUGGAAUAAACCCUGUCCCACCUUCCCCAGCUCCAGCUCCUACAACGACAGCGCCCUCUACUGAGCUAGCUGCAGACAUUUUACUGCCUGCAAGCAUCGUGCAGUACGCAUAUUAAGCCAAGUAUGGCUGUAUACAGUACUGUGUUGUACCCAUACUGGACCUGCUGUGGCUAUGGUACAGUACCAGUGCCCUUUGGUGUUUCCACUGGAAUACUUAGCAGUAGUGUAUGUAGCUUGUAUGUCACCAUGUGUAAUCAUGACAUUUCUUCCAGCUACCUUGGAAAAUGGCUGUGCCAAAUACUGUAUAUAGGUGCUGUUGUUGGUACAUGGGCGCCUUCCCAGCACAGUUCAGUAUCUGAAGUAAACUGGACAACACACCAAACAUAAUGGGAAAUCAUUCUGUACCAUGCCAGUAUGCGUACAGCACAGUACAACUGCACUGUGGGGAAAAACAUACCAGUUAUCAGUCUAGUCUUUAUAUAUAUAUAUAUAUAUAUAUAUAUAUAUAUACCCACACACACACACACACACACAGAGCACUAAGACAGUCAUCUCAGUAUGUUUUCUUGAAGAAACGCUCCAGACGAAUUGAAGGACGAAAACAAAGUUGUACAAACACACCCAGCGUCGGUUUGAAGGCAAGGGGGUAAUUUUAUUGUGGCUUAAGCGGUCCCUUGUUAGUUCUAUUGUGUACUGGUGUAGCUGUGCACUGUGCAGUUAUGUUCUCUGUGUAUCCUCCAUGCAUGUCUGUUUCAUACUGUAUAUGUGAAGGAUUCUGUCAUUGCCACGAUAUUUGUUGCAGUCAGUAGAUGCUGAUCAGUUUUGGAGUUUGAAAUGCAUAUAUUGUCUAAAUAGAUAUGUAGAUGUUAUGAACCUUGUUGCAGUAUGUUACACAGUGAUUGAGGGAAAACAAACUGUGCUGUGCAGUCGUUUUUUGUCUUGGGAGUUGAUGAAUGCAAUGUUCUAUAAGCUGCUAAAAAAAAUUCAUAUAUAUACCUUGGUUAUGUAUUAUUGUCACUUUUGUAUUUGUGAGACAGCCUUUGAGGAUUAUUGUUUCUGCUGAAUGUCAUGCCUGGGACACAUUUUAAAUGGAAAUAUUGGUAUUUUAGGUUUGCUUAAUGUACCACUUGCCACAGACCAAAAUGCCUCCAUGUCCCUGAUAUGCCAGGAUGUACCAUUUACCAUCCUGAUUCAUCUUACCCUGUUCUGGCCCUCUUUUAUCAGUGCUGCUGCUGUCUAGCAGUUUGUCCAUUUGUAAGAAGAGCAUGAGCUGUGUGUCUCUCUGUUAAUGUGAAUCUUGAUGUAGUUAAAGGUUAUUUUGUCUCCAGAAGGGAAGAAUGUAGGCAGACUGAUCACAUUCCUGCAUCUGAACUGGACAGCCGAUCACCCAACAGCGACUUCGAUCAAAGUCCAGUCAGGUUUCUACUAUUUGUCUCCACUCGUCUUAAUCCUAGUCACAACCCACAUUUUACUGACACUUUGCAGUGUUGGACUAUCUCUUUUAUCUACAAAGUAGAUUCCUAUACACAUUUGAUAAUCAAAUUAUUUAUGUAAUAAAAAAUACACACAAAAAUAUAUAUAUUUACCUGUAAAGUUGUAGGUUUCAGAACUAGUUUGUGAAUGGUUAAGUUGUGACUUUUUGAACGUUGGAUUUCUUGGUUGGUUUCUAGGAGGAAUGUAUUUUACUAGCCUUGCUUAAUCCUUUGGUAAAUUUAUAUACUGGUACAUUUUUGUCUAUGUAAAGACAUUUAAAUGUAAAUGUUUUUAAACAGUAACACUGAGAAGAUGUAACACUCUUUACUGUCUCUGUUUACCUAAUGUGGUGUCUUAAGUGCCAAUUCUGCUAAAUCAUGAAGGAAAAUUUCACAAUAAGUGUAUAACAAGAAUGUGCAGUAAUUGAUUAAUAUUAAUAAGUGCUAACUAAAUGUGCUAACAGAGGCAUGUAUACCUACACAGAUGAUGUUGAAGACUUAACAGAUAUUUCCAUGCAUUUCACAGUGCAACAUGACCUAAAUGCCUUGGUGUAUAUGCAGAGUGUUAUUGUACCUGUUCUUCUAAAGGUUUCAGGUUGCCUUUGGUUCUUUCUCUGUACUUUGUGCUGUAUAGCAAGUGUGGUAUGAAUGCUUUGUUAGUAAGUCUUUGUGUCAUAUGUAUAAACUCAAAUCUUAAUAAAAGAAUGGGACAAAACAAA